UUCACCCGCGCAAACGUAACUGGAGCCUUUGUUCUUCUCGUUCCAGUCUCUCUGUACGAUGGCAAGUUCCGAAUCAAAACCCAAUGAUCAGCUUAUUCCCUUGCCGGAAUCUGAGUCAUUGCCAGAAUCUGAAUCUGAAUCGCAGCUCUCAGUUCUCCUAUUCCAUAUAUCACAACAGGCCCAAGGGGCUAUGGAGAACAUGCUUAGAAUGAUCAGUGAAAUCGAUCAAAAUGCUGUUGGUAUAUUGGAAGACAUAGAGAAGUGCAGGGGUUCUGCUCUUGACAGGAAGGGAGUGCUAGAGGAAGAGAAACAACAAUUUCAACAAGCUGCUUACACUGUUUUAGACAUGCUCAACAACGGAGGGGGAACGCUGAAAAGUUGACUUUCAUCAGUCUAGGGUGGAAAAGUACAAGUUGUCAUAAUUCUCCUCCUAUUUUAUUCUCUAGACAUGGGUAAGGAGAACACAUUAGUGCCUAGCCUAUUUUCACCAUAUGCAUAAACAUUUUGCUUGAAUCUUGUUCGCCUAUUUCACACUUGUAUAGAUGAUAUUUUUGGAAGUCUUUCAUUUUCAAGCUUGAAAAUCAGCAAAUUGACUAGUUUUAAUAAACUCUUAUCCUUUAGAUAGCAGUCAACCCGAGUCAACUUGAUCCUAAAAAAUCAUGAUUUUGAGAUUAAUUUUGCUGUAAAGUUUCCUGGUAUGUAAUAAACACCCGCUUACGUUCUUAGUAAUAUAUUUAGAAGAGAUCAUUUAUCCUGGAUACUUCUCGAAGUUAUAUUCAAACAACAAGGCUUCUAACGUUCGGCAUUGCACUAACUACAAGCUAAGUAUGUCCAAAUUGUAAACCACUUUAUUGAAUAGUAAAA
Cucurbita moschata (crookneck pumpkin) is the source of this 864-nucleotide messenger RNA. RefSeq lists its product as uncharacterized. The record is from RefSeq and is a predicted model, not a curated record. The transcript is spliced from 4 exons. Bases 59 to 382 code for a protein of 107 amino acids. Lineage: Eukaryota; Viridiplantae; Streptophyta; Magnoliopsida; Cucurbitales; Cucurbitaceae.